This is a messenger RNA of Anguilla rostrata (American eel), 2011 nucleotides long. Its product is annotated as nuclear receptor ROR-beta-like. Gene Ontology annotation, molecular function: zinc ion binding; RNA polymerase II cis-regulatory region sequence-specific DNA binding; nuclear receptor activity. Gene Ontology annotation, biological process: regulation of transcription by RNA polymerase II. The transcript is spliced from 9 exons. NCBI's taxonomy places the organism in Eukaryota, Metazoa, Chordata, Actinopteri, Anguilliformes, Anguillidae. Bases 391 to 1992 code for a protein of 533 amino acids. Gene Ontology annotation, cellular component: nucleus. The record is from RefSeq and is a predicted model, not a curated record.
GAUCAUGUGAGAGUCCACGCGUCGAAAGUAGGUUAGCUAGCUACGGAGAGAGAACGAAAGACAGAGAGAGGGAGAGGCAAGGAAAGAGAGGUGGAGAGAUCUGACUGUAAACACAUGUCGCAUAUUCGCACUGGAGAAAAUAUUUCUAGUUAGCAACCAAAGGGGAAAAGACGAAUACUUGUGUAUUUCACUUAUGGGCGCGUUUUAGGAAACGUAUGAGGACUUGUUUUCCCUUUUGUUAUAUUUUUUUGCAAUGCUAAUCGCUUUCGUUUGGAGCUAAGAUCACAAGUUUUAUUUUAGCCAGCUUUACAGCUAGCUUCAUAGCUAGCUAAAUAUUUUUUCACUUUCAUGCGCCGGAGUUGUGCCAUUCGAAGACGAUAAGUAAUCAAAAUGAGAGCCCAAAUCGAGGUCAUCCCGUGUAAGAUCUGCGGGGACAAGUCCUCGGGAAUCCACUAUGGAGUGAUCACCUGUGAAGGUUGCAAGGGUUUCUUCCGGCGCAGCCAGCAGAACAACGCCAUGUACUCCUGCUCGCGGCAGAGGAACUGCCUGAUCGACCGCACCAACCGCAACCGCUGCCAGCACUGCCGCCUGCAGAAGUGCCUGGCACUGGGCAUGAGCCGCGACGCGGUGAAGUUCGGCCGCAUGUCGAAGAAGCAGCGGGACAGCCUGUACGCGGAGGUGCAGAAGCACCAGCAGUCGCAGUCGGGCUGCGCGGCGCUGGCGGGCGCCACGCAGGAGGAGGAGGAGUCCGGCGAGGACGGCGGCCUGAGCAGCGGCUCCAGCGCCGCCCUCAGCGACCUGGACGACAUCGCCACGCUGCCCGACGGCCUGCUCUUCGACCUGCCGCUCACGCCCGAGGGCGCCGGCGGCUACUGUGGCCUGGAGCUGCUGGGCGGAGCCUGCGGGGGCGUGGCCUGGGGCGGAGGGGGCGGGAGCAGCGGCGGCAGCAGCCUGUCCUCCCACAGCUCCCCCGAGCAGUGCGGCCUGGACGUCGGCGACGGCGGCCACGUCAAGCACGAGUACGACCUGCUGCACGAGACCGCCCUCUUCGACCACUCGCCGCUGGACGCCCUGCCCGAGGAGCUGUCUCAGCUGGAGACAGAGCACAUCGCGCAGAACGUGGUCAAGUCCCACCUGGAGACGUGUCAGUACAGCGCCGAGGAGCUGAGGAGGCUCACCUGGAACCUGUACACACCCGAGGAGACGCGCGCCUUCCAGGGCAAGUCUGCCGAGUGGAUGUGGCAGCAGUGCGCCCAUCACAUCACCAACGCCAUCCAGUACGUGGUGGAGUUCGCCAAGCGCAUCCCCGGCUUCAUGGACCUCUGCCAGAACGACCAGAUCAUCCUCCUCAAAGCGGGUUGCCUGGAGGUGCUGUUGAUCCGCAUGUGUCGUGCCUACAACCCGCUGAACCACACCAUGCUCUUCGACGGCAAGUUUGCCGGACCUCAACUCUUCAAGGCUCUUGGAUGUGAUGACCUGGUGAGCUCCAUGUACGAGCUGGCUAAAGGCCUGUGCCGCCUGCAGCUCACAGAGGAGGAGAUGGCUCUGUUCAGCGCCGCCGUGCUCCUGUCACCAGACCGGCUGUGGCUGACGGACUCCCUGAAGGUGCAGCGGCUGCAGGAGAAGGUGUACCUGGCCCUGCAGCACUGUCUUCACAGGAACUGCGCCAGCGAGACCAAACUGGCCAAGGUAAUUACACCUGCGCACUGCUCUCCAACCAUUCAGCCAAUGAGCAUGCAGCAUUCACCCACCCAUCAGCCAAUGAGCAUGCAGCAUUCACCCACCCAUCAGCCAAUGAGCAUGCACCGUUCACCCACCCAUCAACCAAUGAGCAUGCAGCAUUCACCCACCCAUCAGCCAAUGAGCAUGCAGCAUUCACCCACCCAUCAGCCAAUGGUGAGCAUGCAGCAUUCACACACUCAUCAGCCAAUGAGCAUGCAGCAUUCACACACUCAUCAGCCAAUGAGUGUGUACCACUCUCCAACUCAUUAGCCAAUGAAUGUACACCACU